AAAGGCCCAAAAGGCAGGCAGCCAUCACGAUGGCGCUUGCCCACCUCCCCUUCGUCCUCCUCUUGGUGUCGUCCGUCGCCGCCUUCGCCGCAGGCGACCACGGCCUCACGCACAUCCACCUGUACGUGCACGAGACGUACACCGGGGCGAACGCCACGGCCGCCGCCGUGCUGCAGUCCCCGCUGGGCGCCAACUCGUCGUUCGGGAGCAUGGGCGUGGUGGACGACGAGAUACGCGUGGGCCCGGACCGGUCGUCGCAGCUCGUCGGCCGGUACCAGGGCGUCUUCUUCGGCACGAGCGUGCAGCUGGGCGCCGGCUACCUGUCGUCCAUCACGCUGGUGUUCACCGCCGGCGAGUACAACGGGAGCACCCUGUCCGUGCAGGGGCCCCUGCUCGGGUUCACUGGCACCAUCGAGCGCGCCGUGGUCGGCGGCACCGGCAAGUUCAGGCUGGCGCGCGGGUACAUGCUUUUCAAGAUGAUAAGCAAGCCGACGCCGGAGACGGACGUCAACGAGAUCAACCUGUUCGUGCUCAUGCACCCCGCUGGCAAGUACUAGCGCAUACACCUUGAGACGAGUGAGUGGCUACUGGCUACUACCGCAUUGUUGUUGGGCAGGUUGGAUGAAGUGUCUAUGUCCAAUCCAACUCUUUCAGAUUUGUUUCUCUUGGUGAAACCCAAUAAAUAUGCAAUUUCUUCGUCCUAUGAGCAAAAAUGUAGACCAUUUUCUUGGCCUUGACCUGU
Molecule: messenger RNA, 742 nt
Organism: Zea mays
Lineage: Eukaryota; Viridiplantae; Streptophyta; Magnoliopsida; Poales; Poaceae
Exons: 1
Coding region: 30-557 (175 amino acids)
Source: RefSeq, marked validated